Messenger RNA from Salvia hispanica, 1674 nucleotides. The record is from RefSeq and is a predicted model, not a curated record. NCBI's taxonomy places the organism in Eukaryota, Viridiplantae, Streptophyta, Magnoliopsida, Lamiales, Lamiaceae.
CCUUUCAGUUGACUGCCUUGUCGAUAGAUAUUAUUGACUCUUUGGUGAAAGUGUGCUGAUUUGUUCAAUUUAUUCGUUGUUUAUUUCGGCUUGUUAUGGUAAUUCAACUAUAGUGUGAAAGGGAAUUUUAAUCUCAUCUUUUUCUGUGGAACCUCUACAAUAAUGUAUGCCUUUUUCUCUUUGUCGUUUUGUGGCAACUUUUGUCUCUGUAAGAUGCUUCCUUUUGUUGAUCUUAAAUGCUGCCGCAUUGUUAGAUGAGAUAAUCGAUUUAUUUGGAUUGUUUUGGUGACUGGAGUUUUUUUUUGGGGAUAAUUUGGAAUGCAGUUUUUGUUUUAUAUGGAGUUUGCAUCUUGCUUUUGUGUUUCUGUGCUGUGUUGUAGAAUUUAGAGGUUAAAUUUGGAUGCUUUUGAGAUGAAUUUAGAGGUGAAUUAUGGUGCAGAAGUAGGUGGGAUGGUGGUCAGAAUCAGAUGAGAACAACUGGUGUUAUUGGUAGUGGAGGGAGGAGGUUUUUUGUUCUAUUCUUCAGCUUCUGGAGAUAGUAACCGAUUGAGACUUCUUUUAUCGGGUCGGAAAAAACGAGAAGGAAUCCAUGAGAGUAGCACCGUGGAGCCAGUACCAGUUGGUAGACCAAGAGACUGAUCCUUAUCCUGAUCUCCACCUGGCUCCUGUGAAGAACCGGCUAGUCCGCGGGUGUGCCUCCUUUGUGUGCAUUGGUCGCCAUGCCGCUGGACGUGAAAAAUCUUUUCCUCUCAAAGUUGGACCGACUCAAAACCAAGAAGUUUUGCCGGAGCCUGUAGAUGUUGACGAGAGUAAAGUUCAAGUGAAUUCUGUUGAUGAUCCAGUUAAUUACAAUGAAAAUAUUAGGGCGAUAGUUAGUCUUAAGAGUAGCCUGAAGAAGUCAGCAAAUAUUGGUCCGGUUGCUCGUGCUGCUGAUAGUGGAAACUCCAACAAGCAUGAAGCGGACACAGGUCAGUUGGAGAGGAGGAAAGUGCAAUGGACGGACACAACUGGGGGAGAGCUUUUUGAGAUACGAGAAUUUGAGAUGAGGUGUAGUUCUAGAAAGCAAGGUUGUACGCUUAGGUUGAUCUGGUAUCUGCUUUCGUGCAAGAUGGAUCGGACGAUGAAUUUGAUUAUUUGACUGCAAAGAGUUGCUCAUGCCGAAUAAUGUAGUGGGCCAUGUUUCUGACUAUUACUAUGACAAGCCUUUCAUGUGCUACCUGAAGUCCGAGCAACCAAAACACUGGUUUGAUCUCUGCUAGCCCUGUCAUUGGAUUACGAGAAAAUGGAAACUUGGAGGUAAUGCAAGAUGCCAUGGCGAUUCACUAGCCUGCUCUGAUCAUAUUCUUGCUUGCAUUCAGUUGUGGCGCUUUAGGAUAUGGUGUUUUUGAAGGUUAAAAUUCCGUCUUUUGGCCUUCUUAUAUUGUUCUUUUGAGUUAGAGAAGAGCUCCUGUCAUCUUUAGGUGAGCCGAACGCAUGAAUGAGGAUAUAGUCGUUUCGUUCUCCUCUGUUAAGGACAUCAGUGAUGAGUUAUGUAUUUUGUAGUUGUCAAUAUGCAGUAGUAGUAAUUAUUUGAAAAGCUGUGUAUAUUCUGCUUUGAUUGAUGCCUAUGGCUAAGAGUGACUUGUAGUACAUUUUUUCUUUUUCUUUUGAGAAAACCUUUCCUUCAUUUUAAAA